UGACUCUGGAUGCGAUCCGCCAUAACACCGAAAAAAGAAGAGGAUGUGUCUCCGGGGUCCAGCAGCAGAGCUCCGGGAGUAAACAGUCCGGUAGUAAACACUAGAUCACCGUGGCUCUUUUCGGGGAAACAGACCGCAGCUGGGAGCCAUGAGCCGCCCGUCCUCAGAGGGGGGAGGCGGUAAACCGGGCGCAGUGAAGCACGGAGGAUCUGGAGGCGCUGCUGCGGCUUCUGCCGCUGCAGCGGUAGCCGCCGCCGCUGCAGCGGCUGCCGGCGUGAGCUCCUUGCCCGGGCCGGGGUCUGCCGCCCCUUCCCUCACCUUGGGGGGCCUCCAGUCCCCGGAGCUCACCGCGCUGUUCGAGUGCCCGGUGUGCUUCGACUACGUGCUGCCGCCCAUCCUGCAGUGCCAGGCGGGUCACCUGGUGUGUAACGCGUGCCGCCAGAAGCUGAGCUGCUGCCCGACCUGCCGCGGCCCGCUCAGCCCCAGCAUCCGGAACCUGGCCAUGGAGAAGGUGGCGUCCACUCUGCCUUUCCCCUGCAAGUUUGCAUCGGCCGGCUGCCUGCUCUCUCUGCACCACAGCGAGAAGCCGGAGCACGAGGAGGUGUGUGAGUUCAGGCCGUACACCUGUCCCUGUCCCGGGGCCACCUGCAAGUGGCACGGAGCGCUGGAGGCCGUGAUGCCCCACCUGAUGCACGCUCACAAGUCCAUCACCACACUGCAGGGCGAGGACAUUGUGUUCCUGGCGACAGACAUCAACCUGCCGGGCGCCGUGGACUGGGUGAUGAUGCAGUCGUGCUUCAGCCACCACUUCAUGCUGGUGCUGGAGAAGCAGGAGAAGUACGAGGGCCACCAGCAGUUCUUCGCCGUCGUCCUCCUCAUCGGCACCCGCAAGCAGGCCGAGAACUUCGCCUACCGGCUGGAGCUCAACGGGAACCGGCGGCGGCUCACCUGGGAGGCCACGCCGCGCUCCAUCCACGACGGCGUGGCGGCCGCCAUCAUGAACAGCGACUGCCUGGUGUUCGACACGUCCAUCGCUCACCUGUUCGCCGACAACGGGAACCUGGGCAUCAACGUCACCAUCUCCAUGUGCUGAGGUAAAAACUGUAGAGACGAUUUGAUCGAGACAGACCUCGGACUGUAGGGCGUUCCUCACGACGGACGCUUAGUCGGAACGCCUUCGAAGAACGCGAACGUUUUUUUCCCGUGUUCACAAUAUUCUCCGCAGACUGAGAGCGUCGCUCCAUAAAGACUGGAUGAUUUCAUCAGAGCUGCAGAAUUAUACCAGCUGAAGCUCAGUGCAGAAUAUCUGUUUGAUGAGGGAGAGAGCUGCCAAAAAUACAAAUGAAUACGGAUUUUAUAAAGUUGUAAAAUGCCAUUGAAUGUAUAAAAAACGAUAGAGAAUAUUCCUGCAACAAAGGAUUAAUGGAUGAAAUAUGAUAAGUUAAUAUCUCAGUUUUAUUUUUAGUAUUUAAAUGUUUUUAUCUUAUUUUAUUUGCAUUAUUUUUGUCUUUUACCGUCAGUUUGGGUAAAUACUCCUGGGAGAAAUACUUUAAAAUAGAUAAAUACAUUUUCAGAUAAUAACAUUUAAAUGCCAAAAUAAAAAAAAGAAUGAAAUAAAAAAAGGAGGAAAUGAAAAGAUAAAUAUUAAAUGUCACUUUUUAUUUGUUAUUAUUUUUAGUACAUUUUAUUUGGCAUAUUUACUUGACAAGUAAUUUAUGUUGUUGUUUAUUUUGGCAGCUUUCGUCCUCCGUAUUUUCCCGACCAGAGAAAUCUUUUUUCUGUACCAUGUCCUCCUGCUCUGUAUGACCCAUAAAAACUAACCCAUGUGAUCUGGAUUUUAUUCAACGUGUUUUAAACGAUUUAUAACGGGCCAGUUUUCAAAGUAAAAGUCCCAAAAUUAGAGCUGAAGUGUGAAAUAUUAAAAGUGAGGCAGAAUAAUGUGAACACGUUCAUCAGAGGGACGUUUGACUCGGUGAUGAAUCCUCAGAUCUUCUUUAUUCUCAGAUGAAAACAGAGACUCUGUUUCAGCCGACAGCGCCUUAACUUUUCUACCAACCUCUUCCUCCUCCUCUUCCUCCUGAAUCUAAACACUGACGGACGGACGGUUUCCUCUUUAUGGGUACAAAUAAAACACAUUCCUGGUCUCUGUAAACCUUUUGUAGCCGCGGAGCAGAAGAGGAGCCGUCAGAUGAUACCUCAGAAACAUCUGUAACCUCGCCGGGUUUCCUCUGAGUUUAACACGCCAUAAAACACGGGUUUGAAGUCAGAGGUCUUAUUCUGGAAACAUGUUAACUCCACAUUCAGAAGCAACACGUCUGCCCAGAGACUGUAUUCAGGACCGUUUGGAGAAUAUGUAAAGGUCUUCGGGGGUCCAGAUAUAAAGGAUGUUUGAUUCAGUCUUAUAAGAAGCGACCUGGUGCAUGGAUCGGUUCCUGUCGAUUUGGAGAAGAGAGUGGUUCAUGUAUGAGCUAAUUCAUAGAUAUGUAAAAUGAAUGUUUCUUACUAUUGUUGAAAAAAAAUCUAAAUAAUUUGAGGAAUGUGCUGAAAAGUACGUUUCAGAAUCAUUUGGAAAAUAUAUGAGGAACACACAUUUGAGUUUGCUCUGAAGAAUAAGGAAUACUUAAAAAAACUAAACGUUUCCUUAAACAGUUAAUGAGGGAAAUGUGAUUCAGUGGGUAAUAAAGGUUACACUAUCAAAAAAGUGGUAAUAGUUUAUGAAGCUUCACUUGGGGUUAAAUAAUAGGAACAGAUAUUUGGUAAUAAACAUCUUCAUAUUCUAUUUGUUGAGAAACAAAAUAUUCAGAAAGAAAUCAAAUCUGAUAAAAACCGGAUCAUACUCAAACUGAAACUGAAGAAGCUCCACUUUGGGUUGAAUAAUAGAAACGUGCUUUUUCUUGUUCCUGCUGUAAUCUGGAAAACUUAAUCACAACUAUUCAGGUGUAGCUCAGCCAAUGAGGUCGCUAAGUUACUGAUUACUGUCUUAAUUGGAUGGGAGAUGUUUGCCGUUUGUGUUAAAAUUGUAGACAAAUAAAAUGUAACUAUUGCUCCGUUACAUCUUAAUGGAUUAGUAAUACUUAAAUGAGAAUAUAAACCCAGAGGAAACACCGCUCUCUCUCUGAUAAUCGCCUCCACUUCACAUCCCGCAGACUUUCUACCAGAUGUUUUAAAAUAUUGUAAAUGAAGUUAAGACGACAUUAUAUUUUAUAAAAACGAAGAGACUGCGACGUUUAUUGUGUUUGUGUUCGAUAUCGAUGUACAGAUGUCUUUAAUUUCUUUCAUGUUUCUGAUGUUGUUAAUUCUGCUGCUGCUGGAAAUCCGUUCUUAUUCAUGAAAAUACAAACUCCAAAAAUGAUCAUUUUUCCACAUUUCUGUAUUAUUUGAGCAGGGGUCAGUCUAAACCAGUAUCAGGGUCUCUGCUCUUACUGGGGGCGUGCGCCCUCCAACCAAAAUGUUAAAGUGGAAACAAUCUCUCUGUGGGUCAGAAAGGGUUUACUGAGCCCAGAGAUAUGGAGAUGGGGUCAGAUGUCCGGUCAUCACUGCGUUUAUCUGAUUCUUUUUAAUAUUAAGUCAAAGCUUAAAGAAACCUGUGCACUUAAAACUAAGAACUAAAAUAAAACUACGACUCCCAGAAUUCACUUCACUAAGAAAACAUCCAAUCACAGAGCUUCAAACUCUGCUGCUGCUUUCAGGAGCUAUACAAUGACUUAAAGCUAAAGAAACAUUCAGCAUUUAAAUCUGAAUUUGGUAAAUAAUAGUCCAUCAAUUAACUGCAAUUAAAAUAUAACCCUUUAGUUACAUUUAUUUGAGAUGUUUACAUUAGCUAUAACUCUUCUACCUGAUCAAAAUAACUUGUGUAAGCUCUUUUCUGGGAUAAUAAAUAUAAAGAUGAGUUUCUCUUCUGAUGAUGCGAGGUUAUUAACAUUUGAUCUGUUCAGUGUUUCUGUGAUGUUUCAUAAUAAACGGUUGCAGUUUGA
Messenger RNA from Eleginops maclovinus (Patagonian blennie), 3974 nucleotides. RefSeq names its product seven in absentia homolog 2 (Drosophila)-like (gene siah2l). Lineage: Eukaryota; Metazoa; Chordata; Actinopteri; Perciformes; Eleginopidae. Gene Ontology annotation, biological process: multicellular organism development; proteasome-mediated ubiquitin-dependent protein catabolic process. The transcript is spliced from 3 exons. Bases 149 to 1093 code for a protein of 314 amino acids. Gene Ontology annotation, cellular component: cytoplasm. Gene Ontology annotation, molecular function: zinc ion binding; ubiquitin conjugating enzyme binding; ubiquitin protein ligase activity. The record is from RefSeq and is a predicted model, not a curated record.